AUGUCUAAAAGAUCCCAACGUGAAAGUUAUUCUUUAGACCAAAAUAAAAACGAUCCCCUCGAACCAUCAAGUUCAAAAAGAGUUCGUUUUCAUACAUCCAAUGAUUCUACAGUUGCUUCAGCUGCGAAUGAGGAGGGUGAGUAUGAAUUUGAUCAUGAAGACUCCUUAGAAAAAGCUAAAACACGUCGCGGUUCAGUUAAACUUCAAGGAUAUGCAAGUGAUGAAACAGAUACCAGUGAUGACGACGGCACAGCUCUCUUUAACCGUCGAAAAGAAAAUAUAGCUGAAGAUGUUGACGAUAUGUUUGCAGAUGAUGAUAUACCUAAACAAGAAAAUUCAAAAGACUUAGAUGGAAAGAAAAAGGUUAGAUACUUAGAAUUGGAUGAAAUUGAAGGUCAGGAAUAUACAUCCAAGGAUGCAUAUGAUGAGGAAUCUGGAGAAACAAUAAUUGAAGCUUUUAAUAUGAAAGCUGAGAUGGAGGAAGGUAGAUUUGACGAAGCAGGGAAUUAUAUUCGCAAUAAAAAGGAUCCAAAUGCUUUUCAUGAUAAUUGGCUUCAAGGUGUUUCACGUAAAGACAUUGAAAAAGCUAAACGUGCCCAUGAAAAGCAAGAACAAGAGAGAAAGCUUAAAGAAGCAGAAGAAGCGUCAAAAGGACCAUUGGAUCGUUUAUCAAUAUGGAAGGAACUUUUAACAAUUAUGAAGCGAGGUGAAACGUUAUUAGAUGCCUUACAAAGGUUAGGUGGAAAACUUAAUAAUAAAGGAAAAAAUAAACGCGGACAAAAACAAUAUAAGAGGAAGAAAGGCAAAACAGAUGAAGAAACUGAAAUGGUAAUUGACAAAGAACUUACGUCUGAAGAAAUUAUAGAACAAGAAUGCAAGAAACAAAUAGAACGACUUACUGAUUUAUCUGAUAAAAUGAUGGCGCUGGGACAUUUUAAUGUUUAUGAUGAUACAUGGGAACAAAUUUUAAGGAAUUUGAAGAGAGAGGGAAUAGUUCCAGAAGAUUGGGUGCCAUCAAGUAUUGAAGAAAAUGUCGAAGAUAAUAGAGAUAAUACAUUAAAUGUUUCUUAUAAUGAAAUUUCAAGUAAUGUACCGACAAAUCUAAGUACGCAACAGUUGUAUUGGGAAUAUAAAUGGACUGAUUCAUCGGGUGCUAAUUCUAAUGAAAUACAUGGUCCAUUCUCAGGAGAAGAUAUGAAAGCUUGGAAUGACCAAGGAUUUUUUGCACAAGGAAUUUUAUUACGAAGAGCCAAUACUGAAGAUGAAUUUGUUAGUUCCAAUGGCAUUGAUUUUAUUGGUUUUAAUUGA
Rhizophagus irregularis DAOM 181602=DAOM 197198 is the source of this 1308-nucleotide messenger RNA. RefSeq lists its product as uncharacterized. Gene Ontology annotation, molecular function: protein binding. The record is from RefSeq and is a predicted model, not a curated record. Gene Ontology annotation, cellular component: U5 snRNP. NCBI's taxonomy places the organism in Eukaryota, Fungi, Glomeromycota, Glomeromycetes, Glomerales, Glomeraceae.